This is a messenger RNA of Parastagonospora nodorum SN15, 1083 nucleotides long. RefSeq lists its product as hypothetical. The transcript is spliced from 2 exons. Bases 1 to 612 code for a protein of 203 amino acids. Lineage: Eukaryota; Fungi; Ascomycota; Dothideomycetes; Pleosporales; Phaeosphaeriaceae. The record is from RefSeq and is a predicted model, not a curated record.
AUGGCAGCAAACGAGAAGCACGAGCCCGUCACCUUUGGCGUCACCAUUGAGAAGCCCUCGGCGAGCCCACAACCACAACCCACCCAGCCGCUGCUGCAAUCUCCCCCGGCCCUGCGCUCACCCCCAUCGAACGAGUCCACCAUGUCGACCACCUCGGCCGACCUUGCACACAAAGAAAUGGGCGUCGACAGCUCAAACCCCUACUCGGCCUUUUACAAGCACCCCGAGGCCCGCCGCUCCAUGGACGCCAGCAGCGCGCCCCAGAGCAAAGUCCACCUCGACAUCCACACGUUCGAGCGCGACCCCGAAGCCGGCCUGCCCCUCAGCGCCGCCACCACACAGCAGCCCAAGUCGUCGGUCGACGGCCGCGUCAAGGAGUGCACCAUGUGGCCGUCGCGCCAGGCCGUCAUGGACCAGCGCAAGACAUACAAGCGCGCCCGUGGCUGCAAUCUGUUCAAGAACUUGACUGGCAAGCAGAGACUGUGGGCUAAGAUCAUCAUUGCUCUCGUCGUAGUCGCCGCUGCUGUGGGGUUGGGUGUGGGCAUCUCGCGCGCUGUUGGCGGCGGUGUAUGGGCCGGUCAGGGAAGGAGCAAGGAGAUUCCUCACAACUGAGGUGUGUGUGACGGAGUGGCUUUACAUCGGACCCACUACACCGCACCGCUCUUGCAACGACGCCUACCCAAAACGUUUCUCCAGCAUUCUACAUUUUUCGAUAUCCCCUUUCUCCAGCUGUCCAUUGCUUCUAGUCCCAUGUAAAUAUCAUUCAACUGUUUCUUUUCCUUUGCGUUGCGUCGUUCGCCCAAUCACAGCAUCUGGGACACAUUACUUGGGUAUUAUCUUGCAAACGGCGUUUUUCUCUGUCGAACCAUGAAUGAAGGCAUGAAAUCGAGCCUCUGUCACCCUUGUUAGUGUACACGCAUGGCGUCCGAACUUGUUUGUUUAGGGGGUUUCUGUCUUUCUUAUCACAGAGCAAAGGGCUACAUGUGUGCAUCAAGGAGGCAUUACCUUUGUGGCGGAAUACAAGAUUUAGGCAGUGAGCAAUUGAAGUUGCUGAGCUUUUGGGCUGAGGGUUACUGCACCUAA